Messenger RNA from Sinocyclocheilus grahami, 1064 nucleotides. RefSeq names its product glucose-6-phosphatase catalytic subunit 3 (gene g6pc3). The record is from RefSeq and is a predicted model, not a curated record. The transcript has 5 exons. The coding region runs from base 2 to 823 and encodes 273 amino acids. Gene Ontology annotation, biological process: glucose 6-phosphate metabolic process; gluconeogenesis. Gene Ontology annotation, cellular component: membrane. Gene Ontology annotation, molecular function: glucose-6-phosphatase activity. Lineage: Eukaryota; Metazoa; Chordata; Actinopteri; Cypriniformes; Cyprinidae.
CAUGUUGACAUUUUAUGUUAGGAUCCUGUUUGGCGAGAGGCCUUAUUGGUGGAUCGGACAUUCUGGAUUGUUUUCUAAAAACCCACCAAAAGUCCAGCAGUUCCUGUCUACCUGUGAGACCGGCCCAGGCAGUCCGUCCGGUCAUGCCAUGGUCACUGGUGCUGUCUGGUGGGUGGUCGUCUCUUUCCUGGCCUCCUUCUUUCACACUCGCACAGGCAGUAAGAUAUUAGCUGCAGUGCCGUAUCUGUUGUAUGCAGUAUUUUUGGCAUGUGUAGGCCUCUCUCGAAUCUUCAUCUUAGCUCACUUCCCACAUCAAGUCAUUGCAGGUCUUCUGGCAGGGGUCUUGCUGGGGGUUUUUCUGAACAGGACUGUGCCUGAAUGUCGCCCUCUGCUGUUCUUCUUUCGCUUCAGCUUGACUUUGCUCCUUGGAGCUCUUCUAAUGCAUGGUGCCCUGCAAAAGAUUGGGGUUGAUCUUUCUUGGUCUAUCUCACUGGCUAAGAGGUGGUGCUCUCGCUCCGAGUGGAUCCGUAUGGACACGGCGCCCUUCUCCUCUCUGAACCGUGAUGCCGGGGUUCUGCUGGGACUAGGACUUGCACAGUACUGGAAGCCAGGGGGAUGGGCUCUUCCAUGGGUUCCCAGGACUCUCUGUCUGGCCCUCUCGUCCAUAGCCCUCCACUACAUCAACAGUUUCCCAGUGCCCACCGUUCCUCCACUUCUCUUCUACUCCCUGUUUUUUCUCAAAUACAGCAUUGUGCCGCAGGUGGUCAUGGUGUUGGUGCCAGGAUUUGUGCAUCUUCUCACAGCCAAACCCAAGAGGGAGUAAAAGUGAAUGUCGCAGCUUUUGGUGUUUGAACCAGCCAUCAAAACAGAAAGCUCUUGACACAAAAAGAACCAUCAGCUUGAAGAUCAAUCAUACAUGGAGUUCUGUUUGAGCUUUAAAGAAUGUUUUUGGAGCAGACGUGAAAAGGAUUGCUGCACUGCAUAAACAUGUAGUUUGUGCCAAAGAAAGUCUUGAGUAAAAAUGUUUCUUGUUGCUGUUGUUCUUUGAUGAUUCUUUUAAAAAG